This is a messenger RNA of Ostrea edulis (European flat oyster), 1275 nucleotides long. RefSeq lists its product as uncharacterized. Lineage: Eukaryota; Metazoa; Mollusca; Bivalvia; Ostreida; Ostreidae. The record is from RefSeq and is a predicted model, not a curated record. Gene Ontology annotation, molecular function: G protein-coupled receptor activity. The transcript has 2 exons. Bases 119 to 1102 code for a protein of 327 amino acids. Gene Ontology annotation, cellular component: plasma membrane. Gene Ontology annotation, biological process: adenylate cyclase-activating G protein-coupled receptor signaling pathway.
AAAGGGUGCGGGAGUGUAGGUUUGACCGACGCAAAUAGAAAAGUAACAAAAAGGGAAGGUGGAUGAGUGAGGAAGUGUUUUAGACUCUCGAGCUGCAUGUGACUUAUUUACACAAAUCAUGAACGCGUCUAACAACUCCGUCACAGAAGAAAAGACUUUAAGGUCUGGGUACGACUUGCCAGUGUACGGUCUCGCUAACGGUCAACUGCUUUAUAUCCAUAUUCCAGCAUUGAUAUGUAUAACAACCAGUUUCAUUUGUGUUGUGGUAGUAAUUGGACUCUCUUUUCGUCGCCAGAGCUACAAGACUUUUUUCAGGUGGACCAGGAGCGAACGGUUCGUAGUGUAUCUUGCUCUCUGUGACGGAGGUUUCAACAUUUCUCAUUUCACAGACCAUAUCCACAUAGUGAUAGUCAGAGACCAUGUUUAUCCCAAGGAAUUAUGCGAGUUUUACGGAUUUAAUUUGGCAGUAUUCAUCACUGCCCAGAAUCUGAUGGUAAAUGUCGUCGCUAUAAACGCGUUCGUGUUGAUAUACUUCAAUAAGCAGAUACCGUUUGGUAAGAAGGACUACAGACUUCUUCUGUGGACAUUUGGAGCACCUAUAGUGUUUUCUGCCAUUGCUGGUAUUCUGGGACAACUCGGACCAAAUGGAACAUUUUGUUACUUUGACGGAGUGAAAGGUACCAUGGCCAACCUCUUCUUCACUACAGUGCCUCUUGUCUUGAUUGUCGUCCUGAAUAGCAUCCUCUACAUCUUAACCUGGAUAAGAAUCCACAAAGAAACCAAACGUCUCCACCUCGGUGACAGUUCACAGCUACUAGCCGCGAAUUUUACUGCUGCCAGAAACAUGUCCCUGUUUGUCGUCGCCUUCUUCAUCCAGUGGUGGGCCAUGUCCAUGUUUGGGGUCUGGGCAUACAUCAACCCGGACAGCGUCCCUCAGCUAGUCUUUCAUCUCGUAACCACUUUUUCCAACAUCGGAGGGAUUUUAAACUUGAUUGUGUAUAUCAUCAUAAGACGAAGGUUGAUUCUCCGAAAGAAAAUGAAGAAAAAGAAAGCAGCCACCGAAAUGUCGACUCUGGCUUCUUCCAAGUCAUUCUCUCUCUGAUAUUAUUUAAGAUAACUUAUCAUAUGAGUGUUGUAGAAUUAUAGACUUACGUUAAUGACAUAAUGAUAGAAUAGUCCACCAAUUAAAAUAAAAACAACUUUCAUUUCUUCAGCAGGUAAACCUUAAACGUUUGUCAAAAUAUACUUUUUGUUAUAAUAAAAGCUAUAAACAUC